AUGGCGUCUUCCGUUUCGCUAGCUGCUGCUAAAGCGUACGCAUCCGUGGCGGCGGUAUUUUCGAGGUACACAGAGCACCUAAGCUCGCUGGGCAGCAACCCUACACUAACCGCUAUUAUUGCCACCAUCGCGAACUCGACCACGAUCUGCGUCGGGCUCUGGCUGUGGUUUAAAUACUACCGGCCCCGGGCGGGCACCACCGACCGCGCCGGCGGCUCUCCCACCACCGCCAGCACCGCAACGGACGUAGUCUCGGUGACCUCGCGGACAACCUUCGGCAGCGAAGGGGUGACGACGACGACGACGACGUCGCUGACGUGCGGCGACGACACGAGCGAGUCGUCGACCACGACGUGGACGCAGCCGGGGGGGCUCCUCGCGAACGACAGCGCCUGCCUGGGCUUGCUGCAGGCCGUCCAGGGCCGGGUCGGCGACUUCUCGCGUGCCAUGAUGUUCACCGACAUGAUCCUCAGGUCCUGCACCGACCUGCAGAUCGCCGCGCUCAUGACCGACCCCGAGGCGCUGGCCCGCGCGCUCUACUACGCCGAGAGGCACGUCGAGAGGCAGCAACGAUCUCAGUGA
Durotheca rogersii is the source of this 582-nucleotide messenger RNA. RefSeq lists its product as uncharacterized. The record is from RefSeq and is a predicted model, not a curated record. The transcript has a single exon. Bases 1 to 582 code for a protein of 193 amino acids. Lineage: Eukaryota; Fungi; Ascomycota; Sordariomycetes; Xylariales; Xylariaceae.